Molecule: messenger RNA, 1767 nt
Organism: Glycine soja
Lineage: Eukaryota; Viridiplantae; Streptophyta; Magnoliopsida; Fabales; Fabaceae
Exons: 13
Coding region: 75-1577 (500 amino acids)
Biological process (GO): nucleotide transport
Cellular component (GO): membrane
Molecular function (GO): ATP:ADP antiporter activity
Source: RefSeq, a predicted model, not a curated record
UUGACCUGGGGGCUGGCUAACAAUGCUUGGUGUGUCUCCAAUCUCCAUUUGCUCCGAUUCGAAACGCAAACGCGAUGGGAAGGUUUACGUUUGAUGCAGUCGUCUCCUUGUUCGUUACGGUGCACCCGCACGAGACCUCUGCUUUGCUCCAUUCCUUCUUCUGCUUCUUCUUCAUUUUGAGUGCGUAUUUCGUAGUUCUUCCGUUGCGCGAUGAGGGUGCCAUCUCAUUGGGGUUAUCAAAUCUGCCGGGUCUAUUUGUGGGGUCCCUGGUGCUCACCCUCAUUGCUGCACCCUUUUCUUCUCUCAUAUUCUCUCUACCUAACCUUUCCAAAGGCAAGGCUUUGUUUUUGAUACACAGGUUCUUUAGUGUAUCCCUCAUAUUGUUCUUUAUUCUAUGGCACUCUUCAUCAGCUGGAUAUUCAAAGUCCAAUAUCACAGGAUCCACACCUUUGACCUUUCCCUCAAAGGAAGAAGGGAAAAUUGGUGCCCAUGGUAGUCUUACAUCUUCAUUUGGUUGGGAUAACCAUGGAUGGUUCUAUAUUUCUGUCCGGAUAGGAUUGUUUCUUUGGGUUGCUUUGCUUAAUCUAAUUACAAUUUCUUCAACUUGGGCAAGGGUAACUGAUGUGAUGGACAGUGAGUCAGGUUCAAGAUUAUUCGGGUUUAUUGGUGCUGGUGCCACCCUUGGACAACUUUUUGGGUCAUUGUUUGCCAUUGGAAUGGCUUUUGUUGGCCCAUUCUUGCUUUUGUUUGCUGCGUUGUUGAUGGAACUUGCGGCACAAACAUCAAGAGGGAUAAAUCAUGUUACAUCUCAUGUUGAAGAACAAUUGUCUCCCAUUAGAAAAUCUGAUUCCAAAAAUGAAAACAAGACUGAUGAGAUUCAGAAGACUGAACAUACUCCAAGAGGAUUUCCAAAGUCAUCUACUUUAGUGAAGCUUCCGUUUUGGCCCAUACUUGAAGGACUCUGGCUUAUAUUGUCAUCAACCUACCUUUUGCAUGUGUCAUUGUUCAUCUGGCUGAGUGCAGUUGUCUCUUCAUUCUUCUAUUUUCAGAAAGUGAGCGUGAUUGCCACUACAGUUACCAGCUCUCUUGGAAGAAGAAAAUUGUUUGCCCAGAUAAAUAGCUUCAUUGCUGUUUUUAUUCUUGUUGGACAACUGUCCUUGACGGGACGCAUUCUUACUGUUGCUGGGGUGACUACAGCUAUAUGCUCAGCACCUUUCGUUGGCCUCUUAAAUUUAGUCGCUCUAGCUGUUUGGCCAAAAUGGGUGGUGGUUGCCAUUUGUGAGACGCUGAGAAAGGUUGUUACAUAUGUUGUGACAAGGCCUGGAAGAGAACUUUUGUUUACUGUUGUUUCAGAGGAUGAGAAGUAUAAAGCCAAAGUAUGCAUAGAUGUCUUGGUUCAAAGACUUGGAGAUGCUGCAGCAGCUGGAAUGUACAAAAUGCUUUUUGGUACUCUCAACGGGAACCCAUCAACAGUUCCCCUUUAUGGCCUCCCUGUUUGUUUGUUUUGGAUAGUUACAGCAUUCUCUUUGGGUCGUCGGCAAGUGCAACUUUCAAAGCACCAGAUCUCCUCUACUUAAUCAUAGAAUUUUAGAUUAAAUGUAAUAGAUUUUAAUUAUAAUAUUGGAUGCCGUGCUUCUAGUCGAGAAAGUCGAGCAUGAGAUAACAAGCUAACACGGGUAUGCUUUCCAAAUUUUUCAAACAAUUCCUUCGGUGUUGGCAAUUUGAGUAUGCAACCAAAUAUAAGAUUGACUUGGUGAAGGGAGAAAA